GCUGUUUUGGUUGCGUUCCUGGCCCAGGGUGAGAUGGACGUUCUGCUCGAGGAAGUUCUGACGCAAAACGUAACUGGGUUGCAGUGGGUCGGCAGUGAAUCCUGGAUCACAGCAAAUUACUUGGCUGAGAAGAGGUACGCUGGGAUUUUAACCGGGUCGCUGGGCUUUGCGAUAAGAAAGGCAAAAAUCACAGGGUUGCGAGAAUUUCUCUUGAAGGUGAACCCAAGUCAGGAACCCCAGAGCGACCUGCUGAGAGAAUUCUGGGAAACGACGUUUCGAUGCAGUUUCCGGUCCGGUACACCUGGCACAAAAUUAUGUUCUGGCUUUGAGAGACUUCAGGACGCGGACAACGCUUUCACAGACGUGUCAGAGCUCAGGAUAUCCAACAACGUGUACAAGGCCGUGUAUGCUGUUGCUCACGCCCUUCAUGGUUUGCUAAAAUGUGGGCCAAGCGGUGACUCGGUGUCUCACUCGUGCAUCUUAAAAGAUCAUUCAGAACAAAGACAGGUUGCAGAACAUCUCCAGAAGGUAAACUUUACACUCCAGUCUGGGGAGCGAGUGUAUUUUGAUGAAAACGGGGAUCCUGCAGCAACCUAUGAGCUCGUGAACUGGCAGAGAAACCAAGCAGGAGACGUUGUGUUCACGACUGUAGGGAAGUAUGACGCUUCACAACCAAACUGGAACCAGUUCACCAUGAGCAACGUGAAAAUAACAUGGGCCGCAGAAUCCUGGGAGAGGCCUCUGUCCGUCUGCAGUGAGAACUGCCUGCCGGGUUUCCGUCAGGCGAUAAUCAAAGGCAAACCCAUCUGCUGCUUCUCCUGUGUUCCCUGCGCUGGUGGAGAAAUCAGCAACACCAACAAUUCUGCAGAGUGCUCACAGUGUCCGUCGGAGUACUGGUCGAAUGUCGACCACAGCAAAUGUGUCCCAAAGGUGAUUGAGUUCCUGUCAUAUGGAGAGACCAUGGGGGCCCUCCUCACUGCCUUCUCGCUGUGCGGAGCCAGUUUAACGCUCGUGGUCUUGUGUGUGUUUUUCCGGUUUCGGCACACGCCUCUCGUCAAAGCCAGUAAUUCAGAGCUGAGCUUCCUGCUGCUCUUCUCCCUGACUCUGUGUUUCCUCUGCUCUCUGGCCUUCAUCGGCCGGCCCACUGAGUGGUCCUGCAUGCUGCGUCACACGGCUUUUGGCGUAGCCUUUGCUCUGUGCAUCUCGUGUAUUCUUGCUAAAACGAUCACCGUGGUGAUGGCCUUCAAAGCUAAAAGACCAGCAAACACGUUUCCUCAGUGUUCAGCUCCGCUUCAGAGAACGAGCGUCAUUGGGUGUACUUUAAUCCAAGUGUUUAUUUGUGUGGUAUGGUUAGCUUUUGCUCCGCCGUUUCCACACAAGAAUACAGUUUACGCCAGUGAAAAGAUUAUUCUAGAGUGUGAUUUAGGAUCAGCUGUGGCGUUUUGGCUUGUUUUGGGGUAUGUUGGAUUUCUGGCCCUGCUGUGCUUUAUGUUUGCUUUUUUAGGCCGGAAGUUACCUGAUAACUUUAAUGAAACUAAAUUCAUAACCUUCAGCAUGCUGAUAUUUAGUGCCGUCUGGCUCACAUUCAUCCCAGCAUAUGUCAGCUCUCCUGGAAAGUUUACUGUAGCUGUGGAGAUAUUUGCAAUUCUAGCCUCAAGCUUUGGUUUGCUUUUUUGUAUUUUUGCACCAAAAUGUUAUAUUUUACUACUGAAACCUGAGAGGAAUACUAAAAAACAUUUGAUGGGACGAAAUCAGUCAAAAACACAAUGAAAGAAUAGUUGAAGUAUUACAAACAAAAGGGUUAAUUUAGUAAACUUUAGUUAAAUACUAAAAACUUAAAUUGACUAUAACAUUGUAGCUUAUUAAGUGCAUUGCAUCCAUUACACUUAUUGGCUCUCAUCAUAUACAUAUAAAAUAUUUUAAUUUUAUUGCUGUGGCAUAAUUUAACAGAAAGAAUGUAUAGAAUCUCAUAUGUAAUUAUCUAAAUAAUUAAUUCAGCUAAUUAUUAUCCCACAAGUUUGGGGCAGUUAUCAAUUUGAAACUUCAGUCCUGUAUGAAUUUCAUACUGGUUUUCUAAUAUGAUCCACCCAGUGGCUCAUUGGUAGCAGACCAGGCUCCAGAUGGACUUAGGUGGGGGGGGCAUGGAUUUUUUUGGGUGGGAGCAGGAAGAAGGGUUUUUGUUCAACAAUAAAUGCACAAAUAAAAGUUUAUGUAAAAUGAAAACAACAUUUUGUUAACAUAAAAUAAGCUGAAAUAAGAGAAACAGUGACAUGUUAGUCUUCACGAGUCACCAGAAAAUGCUGAGGAAUUACGUUAAGAUUAGCAUAAACAUUAGUUAUGUUGUUGAAAUCUCAGAAUCUAAUUUGUCCUCAUUCUAAAUUGGAGCUUCUGUGUUUUUUCAUUGUUUUUGAACCAGAGAGAGAGAGAAAAAAGACUUUCUAUGCAAUUUCGAGGUUGCUCUGAAAUUUGAGUGCUCUAUGUGUUAUACACUUUCUGUAACUAUAUACACAUUAACAGACAUGUAUAAAUAAAUAUUUUCAAUGUUUUAGCUUCA
This is a messenger RNA of Poecilia latipinna (sailfin molly), 2554 nucleotides long. RefSeq names its product extracellular calcium-sensing receptor-like. The record is from RefSeq and is a predicted model, not a curated record. The transcript is spliced from 4 exons. Gene Ontology annotation, cellular component: plasma membrane. NCBI's taxonomy places the organism in Eukaryota, Metazoa, Chordata, Actinopteri, Cyprinodontiformes, Poeciliidae. The coding region runs from base 34 to 1770 and encodes 578 amino acids. Gene Ontology annotation, molecular function: G protein-coupled receptor activity. Gene Ontology annotation, biological process: G protein-coupled receptor signaling pathway.